GCCGAGUCCCGGGCCAUGGCGACCUGCUUGCGGCUGCGGCGCUGCCGGGCCCCGCGCCUCCCGCCCGCGCCGCCCGCCCGCCGCCCGCGCCCGCCCGCGCCCGGCCCGGCCCCGCGGCGCGGCUACGCCGGGGGCCCCCCAGGCCUGUCGGCCGCGCUGCUGCGCUCCGACGGCUUCGUGGGCGGCCGCUGGGUGCCCGCCGCCGCCACCUUCCCCGUGCACGACCCGGCCAGCGGCGCCGAGCUGGGCCUGGUGGCCGACUGCGGGGUGCCCGAGGCCCGCGCCGCCGUGCGCGCCGCCUACGAGGCGUUCUGCAGCUGGAGGGGCGUCUCGGCCAAGGAGAGGAGCUCUUUACUUCGGAAAUGGUACGACUUAAUGAUACAAAAUAAGGAUGAGCUGGCCAAGAUCAUCACGGCAGAAAGCGGGAAGCCCCUGAAGGAGGCUCAGGGCGAAAUCGUCUACUCGGCCCUGUUCCUCGAGUGGUUCUCGGAGGAGGCCCGCCGCGUGUACGGGGACAUCAUCUACCCACCCGCCAAGGACCGGCGCGCACUGGUCCUGAAGCAGCCGCUGGGGGUGACUGCCAUCAUCACCCCGUGGAAUUUCCCCAGUGCCAUGAUCACUCGGAAGGUGGGGGCCGCGCUGGCCGCCGGCUGCACCGUGGUGGUGAAACCAGCUGAGGAUACGCCCUACUCCGCCCUGGCCCUGGCCGAGCUUGCAAACCAGUCCGGCAUCCCCGCGGGCGUCUACAACGUGGUUCCCUGCUCGCAAAAGAAGGCCAAGGAAGUGGGGGAGGCGCUUUGCACCGACCCCCUCGUCUCCAAAAUUUCCUUUACUGGCUCCACGGCCACUGGAAAGGUCCUGCUGCACCACGCGGCCAACUCCGUGAAGAGGGUGUCCAUGGAGCUGGGUGGCCACGCGCCCUUCAUCGUCUUCGACAGCGCCAACGUGGAGCAGGCGGUGGCUGGGGCCAUCGCCUCUAAAUUCAGGAACUCCGGGCAGACGUGCGUGUGCUCCAACCGCUUCCUGGUGCAGCGAGGCAUCCACGACGCCUUCGUGAAGAAGCUGGCCGAGGCCAUGAAGCAGCACCUGCACGUGGGGAACGGGUUCGAGGAGAAGACCACACAGGGGCCGCUCAUCAACAAGAGGGCUGUGGAGAAGGUGGAGAGCCACGUGAAGGACGCCGUGUCCAAGGGGGCCACCGUGGUGACGGGCGGGAAGCGCCACCCCCUGGGGCAGAACUUCUUCGAGCCCACGCUGCUGAGCAGCGUCACCCAGGACAUGCUGUGCGCCCAGGAGGAGACCUUCGGGCCCCUGGCCCCCGUGAUCAAGUUCAACACCGAGGAGGAGGCCUUGGCCAUCGCCAACGCGGCUGACGUGGGGCUGGCGGGGUAUUUCUACUCGCAAGACCCGGCGCAGAUCUGGAGGGUGUCGGAGCGGCUGGAGGUGGGCAUGGUGGGCGUGAACGAGGGCCUCAUCUCCACGGUGGAGUGCCCCUUCGGCGGCGUGAAGCAGUCGGGCCUCGGGCGCGAGGGCUCCAAGUACGGCAUCGACGAGUACCUGGAGAUCAAGUACGUGUGCUUCGGGGGCCUGUAGGCGCCCCCCUCACCCCCCUCCGGAAACAGGGACGCGAAGGAAAAAGGAACGCGACAGCCAACGGACCUUUGUCCCCGAGACACGCCGCCGCCGUCCGUGAUUCCCAGCCAGCCCCGACGGCGGCGUCUGGGGGAUUCUGUCCCCCUCCCCGCCCUGCCCUCCCCUGACCCACCGAGGGACCAAUCAUGCCUGAGGCAGCAGCGUUGGGGUGAUAGAAGGGCCCCCCCAUCCUCCUCCACUGCCGCCACCGUCCUGUCCGCCUCCCUGCAGGCGGCCAGGCUGUCCCCAUGGCCCGGGAGGCCCCAGCUGUGCCCUCGUGCCUCGGGAGCAGAGAGCAGCAGGACCGUGGCCAGUGGGGGGCCAGGGACCCCUGACAGUCGCUCUGAACCUGGGGAUACAGUGUGUUUGCGGGUACAGCUGCCAAGCUCGGGGCGAGGUCGGGGGGUGGUCUUAAAGGCUUGGCUCGAGCCCCGAGUGGCGGCUGGAGGGCACCGCGGCCCGUGGGGCAGGACCCCCGUCAGAGCCUGGUGUUGGUGUGUCUGGGCUGCUCUCCGGUGGGGUUUCUCUCUCCGCCAGAGCCGCAGCGAGAGAGCAGGGGACCCCCCUUGGUCCCCCGGUGCUGGGGCCCGCAGAGGAGACAGAUGACACUGUGAAUGGAAACCCAAAUAAAAGUGUCCCUCCUCUCAUCACGAAAUGAUCUUGGUGGCGCUCGUGAUUGUGACACCUCCCCCACCCCGUGCUCUGUGACUCUGCCGUCCACGGCUGUCACUGGUGGUGUGGCUCCCUCCCCCCCCCAAAAAAAAGAACCCCAGAUAAUUAGAUUUUCCAGUUCAGGCCAGGGCUGUGACUCCAGUGGAUGAGCAUUUGCCUUGCAGGGCCCAGAGUCACGUCCCUGGCACUGCCUGCCGUCCCCAACUGCACUGCGGGUGCCCUGCGGGCCCCAUUAAACAAACCCGAAAACCAGUGAGUCCUCUCACUCCGAGUGAAGAAAUGCUGAGUCUGGGGCCGGAGCGAUAGCACAGCGGGUAGGGCGUUUGCCUUGCACGCGGCCGACCCGGGUUUGAUCCCUGGCAUCCCAUAUGGUCCCCCAAGCACCGCCAGGAGUGAUUCCUGAGUGCAGAGCCAGGAGUACCCCCUGAGCAUUGCCGGGUGUACCUGGAAGAAAGAAAAAAAAGCUGGGCCUUCCCGGAGUACGGCCAGGCAUCCCUCACCGGCAGACACUGUGUCCCUGACACUCCUCAUGGGGGCUGUGGCCGUGGCCACAGUGGACUGUGGGACACUGGCCCCUGCUGUGGCCACACUGCACAGAGGUCACCCGAGGACGUCCUUUUCAGAACCCAGCCCCAGCGUGUGACGGCAAAAGCCGCUCCUGGCCGAACAGGAAGAGCCGACACUGCCCCCUCCCACUCUCCCCGCGUGCAGAAUUCCCGGAGUGUCUGUGACUAUCCCUGGGCUGGAAGGAGAGCAUGAAAGGAAGUGUUGGCUGGAUGCAGCGACCCCAGAACCUCACGCAGUACUUAGCAUUCCUCGGUGGGCCCUGAACACAAAAGGACUGAGGGGCUGGAAUGUUCCAGAAUGCAGAGAAAAGAUGGCCAGUCCAGGCUCUGUGUUGCAUUUGGCCUGAUGAGGGCCCCCGUGCCCCCCAGGCCCGAAGGAGGAGUGAGCUGGUCUGUCCCCGAGUGACGUGGGUGCCCAGGGCUUGUCCCAAGUCAGUUCCCCGCAUAUUGAUAGCAGUUCAUGCUUUAUAUAGUCUUCGGAUAUUUUUAUAUGACAUUCUAGCGACUUAAUAUUUGGGUGUGUCCAUCUGUUUUCUAUCAACCGUAAAAACGCCUCAGCAUUAUUUUUUUGUAGGAGUCUGAAUACAGAUGCUUGGAGGUGUUUGCAGUAUGCCGUGCAAAAAGUAGUUUUGUCAGCAGUGAAUUCCUUAGCUGAUGGCAUUAUUUUGAGUUUUGUUGAACAUUUGUCUCACCAGAUACAUAAAUAGAGGACCAGGGGACUCAAUAUAAGAUUUCUCUUUCAUUUUUUAAUGAAAAGAAUUUGAGAAGAAAAUUGCAUAUUGCUUGCUAAAAUUGUCCUGAGUGGCGGGAAGGUUUUAGUUGAAUGUUUCAUCGAGAUAAUUGUUUUUCAGUCCGCUGCAUGUGAUGGAUGAGCCUUUUCCCAGGAAUAACACUUUAUGACAUGAAAUGGGAAAUGACCGCUUGGGCAAAUCACGGGGCCAGUCACCUGCCACUUGGCUUUGUGCAACCCAGAGUGAAGAAUGACUUUUGGGGGCCCAGAGUGAUUGUACAGAGGGCAGGGUACUUGCUUUGCAUGUGGCCAGCCCAGGUUCGAUCCCUGGCAUCCAAAAUGAUCCCCCAGGGCUCUCGGGAGUGAUUCUUGAGUGCGGAACUGGGAAUAACCCCUGAACACUGCCAGAUGUAAGCGCCCCCCAUCACACACACACACACACACACACACACACACACACAAAUGGCUUUCCUGCUUCCAAAUGGGUGGGAGGGGGAGAGAAUCAGAAUAAUCCCGUUCAUGGCACCUGCAAGUGAUAUGAAAUUCAGAUUUCCAUGUCCAUAAAGGCACAGAGACAUCCCAUCCAUUUGCACUAUGACCUGUAGAACAUAAAAUAUUUACACUUUGGCUCUUUGCAGGAAAAUCUGUUAUCCCUGGCUAGGCAUUAACCAAACAUUUCCUCUCAUUGACACCUUCUGUGUAAAAAGCACUUUUCUCAGCAUUGCCUUCGUGAGUUGUCAUCAAGAAAUUUCUAGAGAAAAAUAUGUAACUCAAGUUACCUAGAUUAAGAGAAACCCUUGGCCUGGGAAAAAACGUGUCUUGAUUUACUUUCUGCGACUGUUCAGGAAAUCUCAUUUAAGGAAUUUAGAUGCUGUUUCUCCUGCCUUUAGUCUUACCAUAAGACUCCAUUGAAAAUAAAGAUCAGAAGCACAAGA
Sorex araneus (European shrew) is the source of this 4535-nucleotide messenger RNA. RefSeq names its product aldehyde dehydrogenase 5 family member A1 (gene ALDH5A1). Gene Ontology annotation, biological process: GABA catabolic process. Gene Ontology annotation, molecular function: succinate-semialdehyde dehydrogenase (NAD+) activity. NCBI's taxonomy places the organism in Eukaryota, Metazoa, Chordata, Mammalia, Eulipotyphla, Soricidae. The record is from RefSeq and is a predicted model, not a curated record. The coding region runs from base 16 to 1593 and encodes 525 amino acids. The transcript is spliced from 10 exons.